This is a messenger RNA of Argentina anserina (silverweed cinquefoil), 1096 nucleotides long. RefSeq names its product protein MNN4-like. The coding region runs from base 131 to 877 and encodes 248 amino acids. Lineage: Eukaryota; Viridiplantae; Streptophyta; Magnoliopsida; Rosales; Rosaceae. The record is from RefSeq and is a predicted model, not a curated record. The transcript has 4 exons.
CAACACCCUGUUUCCUCUGAGAUGAAGAAUACCAAUCCUGUAUCAACUCGCUCAACGGCCAUAGGAAUCAAAUCCAUUGCAUUCUUAUCAGUUACAAACACUCUUUGAUCUUUCCCUGUUUGUUUCUGAAAUGUACCACUGCAGCCGGAGACUGCAAUCGACGUUUACCCGGGUCCGACUCCAUCAUCAUCAACAACAACAACAACAACGACAACGACAACCAUUUUGUUCCAAAUCCCGCCACGAUGGUCUGAGCUCGUACGAUGAGUCGUUGAAGAAGCUCGACAAAUUGGACUUCGCCACUGCCGCCAAAAUGCUCUUCACUGAGCCGCCCCCCAAAAACAAGAAAUUUGGGCUUGAUUUUCAUUUGGUACAACUAUUCUUUGCUUGUAUGCCUUCCUUUGCUGUAUAUCUGGUGGCUCAGUAUGCUCGCUAUGAGAUGAGAAAAAUGGAAGCAGAUCAGGAGCAGAAAAGGAAGAAAGAGGAAGAAGAAGAGAAAGUAAAAGAAAUAGAACUAAGUGCUGCUAAAGAAAAAGAAGCAAGAUCCGCUCCAGAGAUUUUGGAGGUGAGAGAGAGAUUAGAAAAACUUGAAGAAGCUGUGAAGGAAAUUGCGGUGGAGUCAAAGAAGCAUAUGGUAAAUGACCAAGCAAAAGGCCAUGAGGGUGACAUCCCAAAGAAAAGUAUGGGAACAGAGGCAAGUACCCUGAAUAGUUCAGAAUCUAGCAGGCCAGUUGAGAAAGACCCCCUCAAACAGGAUUCUGUAGAGCCAAAGCCAGCUGCAGGCAAAAAUGGGUUAAGUGGGUCAGCAAAAGCUCCUAAUGCUUCUCCAGAGAAAACGAUUCAGGAUGGUGGGCCGUCUGAAGAUGCUAAAACAUGAAGAAAACUUGUUACAGUGCUUUAUUGUCCAUGAUUUUGUGAGUAGCGUUGGCAACAGGGUACACAGUAAUUGAACAGUUUGAAUUGAUUUGUAGGUAUGAUGCAACUUCAAUGUACUUGCUUGUUCGACCUUUCUGCUUGCAAGGUGGGAGAAAGUAGUUAGUUUACCACUUUCCCCGAGCAUGGAUUCACUGGAAUUGUGUUGAAGUCUGUUGGGACA